AAGCCAUCCAUCCGAGCCCAUCCCCAGAUCACCCUCGCCCUCGCUCUCGCCCAUAUCCCCGCCUGCACCAUGUUUGCUCGCUCGUUGAUGACUCUCCGCGGCGCUGCUGCUGCUACCGCCAGCCGACUGGCUGUGGCUCCCAAGUAUGCCUGCAGCGCCCGCACCUUUGCCUCGUCUGCCGUUGCCGCCCACCACUUUGCCCGUGUGUUGAAACCGGCUCCCUCCUGGGCUGCCCCUGCCGUCGAGAACAAGCAGUUCAAGACCAUCUCAUCGGAUGACUACAAGGGCAAGUGGCUUGUUCUGUUCUUUUACCCCCUCGAUUUCACCUUCGUCUGCCCCACCGAGAUCAUUGCCUUCAGCGAGCGCAUCGAGGAGUUCCGUGCCCUGGGCUCUGAGGUCGUCGGCGCCUCGGUCGACUCCAAGUUCUCUCACCUGGCCUGGAUCAACCAGCCCCGCAAGGAGGGUGGUCUCGGCGAUCUCAAGAUCCCUCUGAUCUCCGAUAUCACCAAGAACAUCUCGCACGACUACGGCGUCUUGAUCGACGAGGGUCCCAACGUCGGCGUUGCACUCCGUGGUACCUUUAUUAUCGAUCCUGCCGGAGUCGUUCGCCACAUCACUGUCAACGACACGGGCGUUGGACGAAGCGUCGACGAGACCCUCCGCAUCCUCGAGGCCAUCCAGUUCAACGACCAGCACGGCGAGGUCUGCCCUGCUGGCUGGAAGAAAGGAGCAAAGACGAUGAAGGCCGAUCCCGUCAAGUCGAAGGAGUACUUCGAGGCUGUCAACUAGAGCGGCCAGCCAGCAUUAUCACGCUGCCACCCAAAGCCGCAAAGACGAAUACAGCGCGAUAGAACUGA
This is a messenger RNA of Polychytrium aggregatum, 857 nucleotides long. Its product is annotated as thioredoxin-like protein. Gene Ontology annotation, molecular function: thioredoxin peroxidase activity. Gene Ontology annotation, cellular component: cytosol. The coding region runs from base 70 to 789 and encodes 239 amino acids. NCBI's taxonomy places the organism in Eukaryota, Fungi, Chytridiomycota, Chytridiomycetes, Polychytriales. The record is from RefSeq and is a predicted model, not a curated record. Gene Ontology annotation, biological process: cellular response to stress; hydrogen peroxide catabolic process; response to oxidative stress. The transcript is spliced from 8 exons.